Molecule: messenger RNA, 2018 nt
Organism: Dromiciops gliroides (monito del monte)
Lineage: Eukaryota; Metazoa; Chordata; Mammalia; Microbiotheria; Microbiotheriidae
Gene: CASP3
Product: caspase 3
Exons: 7
Coding region: 153-983 (276 amino acids)
Biological process (GO): proteolysis; keratinocyte differentiation; erythrocyte differentiation
Cellular component (GO): cytoplasm
Source: RefSeq, a predicted model, not a curated record
AAUUCCAGGAGGUUAAAAAAAGAGUGGUGGGCGGGCUUGGUCCCUCUCCGGGGUAGGAGGCGGGACCUAGCCCAUCCUCCAGAGCCCGGGUGUUUUCUGCGGUGGUGCGGACCCGAUUUCGGACACUGGUCGUUUCUCGUAAUAGAAGCACCAUGGAAAAUCCUGAAAAUACAGUAGAUUCAAAAUCCAUCAAAAAUAUAAGAGUAAAGAUCCUCCAUGAUAGCAAAUCAAUGGAAUCUGGACUAACAUCAGACCGCUAUAAAAUGGAUUAUCCAGAAAGGGGAUUAUGUAUAAUAAUCAAUAAUAAAAAUUUUCACCCAAAUACUGGCAUGUCAUUUCGGUCUGGUACAGAUGUAGAUGCAGCACACCUCAGAGAAACAUUCAAGAGCUUGAACUAUGAAGUCAGGAAUAAAAAUGAUCUGACAUGUAAAGAAAUCAUUGAUUUACUGUACAAUGUUUCUAAAGAAGAUCACAGCCAGAGGAGCAGUUUUGUUUGUAUCAUUCUAAGUCAUGGUGAAGAAGGAAUCAUCUUUGGGACAGAUGGAUCUGUUGAACUGAAAAGAAUAACAUCUUUCUUUAAAGGGGAUAAGUGUAGAAGUCUAGUAGGAAAACCAAAGCUUUUUAUUAUUCAGGCAUGUAGAGGCACAGAGUUGGAUUGUGGUGUUGAGACAGACAGUUCCACUGAUGAUGAUAUAACAUGCCAGAAAAUACCUGUUGAGGCAGACUUCUUAUAUGCAUAUUCUACAGCCCCAGGCUACUAUUCUUGGAGAAAUUCAAAGGAUGGUUCCUGGUUUAUCCAAUCACUUUGUGCAAUGCUGAAACAGUAUGCCCACCGGCUUGAGAUUAUGCAAAUCCUAACCCGAGUCAAUAGAAAGGUUGCCAUGGAGUUUGAAUCUUAUUCCUUAGAUUUUACCUUCCAUGCAAAGAAGCAGGUGCCAUGUAUUAUGUCCAUGCUUACUAAGGAACUCUAUUUUUUUCCUUAAGAAAAUCCAUGUAUUUUAUUUUGUAUGCCGAUCCAGUGAAUCAUAGGCGUGAGGACUGUAUAUUUUUGGUAAUGAAAAUUGUACACCUUGAGCCAAUACUGGGGCAUUGGGGAGAGAAUCACCAUCUGUCUCUCCACUGAACAGAAUUUUUAAUAGUGCUUUGCUACCUUAUUCAGGUAGUUGAAAUGGAAGCUUAUCAGGAUCUACCAUAAUGACUUUGAAAAGAAAAACAAUUGGAUGAUGAUAUUUGUUAUAAGAAGAAACUAUUGUGUCUUCAAAACUUUAAGAAUAAUUAGAGGGGCAGCUAGGUGGCGCAGUGGAUAGAGCACUGGCCCUGGAUUCAGGAGUACCUGGGUUCAAAUCCGGCCUCAGACACUUAACACUUACUGGUUGUGUGACCCUAGGCAAGUCACUUAACCCCAAUUGCCUCACUAAAAAUAACAAAAACAAAAGAGUAAUUAGAGAUUUAGGGAACAGAACACUUCUUAGUGUUAUAUGAUCUUGGGUUUUGAAGGGGCUUAGGGAAAAUUAACAUUGGCAGUGGGGGUGGGGGAUGAGGGUUAAGUUACUUGCCCAGGGUCACACAGCUAGUAAGUGUCAAGUGUCUGAGGCUGGAUUUGAACUCGGGUCCUCCUGAAUCCAAGGCCAGAAAUGAACACUUUUUAAAAGAUAUUUAAAAAAAAAUUUUUACUUAAUUGUGAAAGGCAGCACUGCAUAUUGGGUAAAAGCAUGGCCUUAAAAUCUGGAAGACCUGGUUUGCAACAUUGUCUGAGAUGUGUUACCUCAGGCAAGUCACUUGACUUCUCAAUGCCCCAGGCGAUGAAGUCUGUAAGUUUUGUAAUAGUAUAAGAUCAGCAUAAGGAGAAUGAUUUUUCAUUCUGGGAGUCCAUCCACAGACAAAUGAACUCAGUUGUCCUGACCCAGAUUUUUUUAAACUGAAUUUAUAAGUUUGUAUUCCGUUUUUGUCAAAUGGCAAAAAAAAAAAAAAAAAGCAUGAAGAUGCUUUCUUGGCCUCUACCAGAAUUCCUGGUAAUG